Messenger RNA from Staurois parvus, 346 nucleotides. The record is from the annotation of a GenBank genome assembly. Lineage: Eukaryota; Metazoa; Chordata; Amphibia; Anura; Ranidae.
UGCUGCUGCCAGUCCAGAGUCUCUCAUGGGUCCCUGUACGGCCUCCCAUUGCUGCUGUCUCCAUCGCCACACUCUGUCCAUGUGCACUUUCAGUUCUCCUCACACUGCUAGGUGUGUAAAAUCUUUUUGACAUAGGGUGCUGGCAAGAUACGGGCCCUCCUAUAGCUGCUGCCAGGCCCCUAAUCUGCCAUGGGCCCCUAUAUACCGCCUCCUCAUGCUGCUGGCCCAGGUCCAGAGUCUCUCAUGGUCCCUGUACGGCCUCCCAUUGCUGCUGUCUCCAUCGCCACACUCUGCCAUGUGCCACAUUCAGGUCUCUUCACACUGCUGGUGUGUAAAAUUUUUUGAC